GCCAUCUUUCUGUUACACUGACUCAUAUUUAUUUGAUUAUUUAUUGAGAGACCACAAGGUUUUGAUGCUUAGUGAAAAUGGAAAAAGAGGCAACAAAGAUGGUGAAUGGUGGAGUUAAGUCAAAGUCACCUAAGGGCAGUCCUGAUUUCCUCGGAUAUAAUUUGAGAUAUGUCAAGCUUGGAUACAUUUACCUUCUCUCUCUCUCACGUACCUUUUGUUUCUUCCUUCCUCCUCUUCUUCUUCUCUUCAUCUUUGUUUCUCGAUUUCUCCCAAUCUUGGCUUUCCCUUUGUCUACCUUCUUCAUCCUCCUCAUCUAUCAUUAUCUUACUCCUUCCUCUGUUUUUCUUCUCGAUUUCUCCUGUUACCGCCCACCCGAUCAUCUCAAGGUCAUCAUGUCUCUUCCAUCCCCACCUCUCUUCUCUCUUUCUCUGUCUUCUCAUUGUUGUUUUGUGGAUGUAAAUUGUACAGAUCACAAAAAGCGACUUCAUCGAGCUGGCAAUGAAGUCUGGUAACUUCAACGAGACUGCCAUCGAGCUUCAAAGAAAAGUGCUGGACCAAUCAGGGAUAGGAGAGGAGAGCUACAUGCCGAGAGUGGUCUUCAAGCCUGGUCACAGGGUCAAUCUUCGUGAUGGUCGUGAAGAAGCAGCAAUGGUGAUCUUUGGAGCAAUUGAUGAACUUCUUGCAGCGACCAAAAUCAAUGUGAAGCAUAUCAAGAUCCUGGUGCUAAACUGCGGAGUCCUCAACACCACGCCAUCUCUAUCGGCCAUGGUGAUUAACCAUUAUAAGCUGAGGCAUAACACAGAGAGCUACAAUCUUGGUGGUAUGGGGUGUAGCGCCGGAGUCAUAGCCAUUGAUUUAGCCAAAGAUCUUUUAAACGCUCAUCAAGGCUCUUACGCUUUGGUGGUGAGCACUGAGAUAGUAAGCUUCACUUGGUACUCAGGUAAUGACGUCGCGUUGCUUCCACCAAAUUGCUUCUUUCGAAUGGGAGCAGCUGCAGUUAUGCUAUCUAGUCGGCGUAUCGACAGAUGGCGAGCCAAAUACCAACUUAUGCAGCUAGUAAGAACCCAUAAAGGCAUGGAAGACACAAGUUACAAGAGCAUAGAGUUAAGAGAAGACAGAGAUGGGAAACAAGGACUAUAUGUAUCUAGAGAUGUAAUGGAAGUUGGGCGCCAUGCACUGAAAGCAAACAUUGCAACGCUUGGUCGUCUUGAGCCUUCCUUUGAACAUAUAUGCGUAUUAGCAUCGAGUAAGAAAGUACUUGAUGACAUUCAUAAGGAUCUCAAGUUGACAGAAGAGAAUAUGGAGGCAUCAAGACGGACAUUGGAGCGUUUCGGGAACACAUCAAGCAGCAGUAUAUGGUACGAGCUGGCUUACCUAGAACACAAGGCGAAGAUGAAAAGAGGAGAUAGGGUUUGGCAAAUCGGUUUCGGGUCAGGGUUUAAAUGCAAUAGUGUUGUAUGGAAAGCCCUAAAAAACAUUGACCCUCCAAGACAUAACAACCCAUGGAAUCUCUGAGGAUUCAUCAAAGUUAACAAUUGUAUGAUAACAUGAAUAAAAUAACCCACCAAUGCAAAAUCCACAAUUUAUUCAAAUAGUGUGAUUGCAUUUGAAC
Messenger RNA from Arabidopsis thaliana (thale cress), 1612 nucleotides. RefSeq names its product 3-ketoacyl-CoA synthase 15 (gene KCS15). The record is from RefSeq and is marked reviewed. Gene Ontology annotation, molecular function: acyltransferase activity; acyltransferase activity, transferring groups other than amino-acyl groups; fatty acid elongase activity. Gene Ontology annotation, biological process: fatty acid biosynthetic process. NCBI's taxonomy places the organism in Eukaryota, Viridiplantae, Streptophyta, Magnoliopsida, Brassicales, Brassicaceae. Bases 499 to 1515 code for a protein of 338 amino acids. Gene Ontology annotation, cellular component: membrane. The transcript has 2 exons.